UGGAUGUGUCGAUGUUGCGGAUGUUAGUACGACACGUAGCAGAAGCGUCGGCUACUUUUUGGACGUGUUAAAAACGGGAAAACGACGAAUGGACAAUUCGUCAGUUACUGCUGAAAGGCAUUCACUUCACUGAGCAAGUCGAUCCAGAAUAAUCCCGUUAACUAGAAGAAUCCUCCGCUAUCCCUGAGGCUUAUACAUUCCUUUUUAUAAAGUACAUAUCGUGGUUUUGGAGUCCACUUUUUUAUAUCUAGACUUAACUGUUUCAUUCUACGAGGAACUUCCAAAAUGCCUGCUGCACCAAGUUCUACAUCAGUGGGUGCGGCGAGUCGUUCCCCAAGCAAAGCAGUAGCGCCUCGUGCUGGUGGGGGAGGCACCGUAAGACAACGAAAAGCUGCUCCGGCGACUUCUGCGAGGAACAGGAGCACAGGGACCAACUCUGGUGGAAUGUGGAGGUUCUACACUGACGACUCUCCGGGAAUCAAAGUUGGACCAGUUCCAGUUCUCGUCAUGUCCUUGCUCUUCAUCGCGUCCGUCUUCAUGCUCCACAUUUGGGGCAAAUACACUCGAUCUUAAGCACUGAAAUAAUCGUUUAUCGAAGACUGUGAAUCUAUAAUUCGAAGUUGUCCGGAGGACAAAAAUGUAUCGACUUAUGCAAGCGCGAUGACUCUUAAACUUCCGUUACAACUUUACUUUCCACGUCAUGAGAUUGUGACAAAGCUAUCGUUUUAAGUAUUAGAUCUAAAUUAUCUUCAAUAAUUGUACAUUAGUGAUCUAUUCUAUAAUUAAUUCAUUCUUUUUCUAUUGUAAUACUUCUGUUUUCCGAUCUGCAUUCGUUCUAGAACCAAUCUACUUUCCUCCUUUCAGUAAUUUCCUAUUUAUUAGUGGAAUCUGCAUUUCACGAACCACACUUUUGUAUAAUUUAAUGGUGUUUAAGAGAUUUAAAGAGAUUAAGAUCAAGCAAUCAUGUAACUGAAAAUUAGGUAAAAAUACUUUUCAUGGGUUAAUCAAUCCUGAAGACCUGUAAAAGUUUUGAGUUAAUAUAUCUUUAUUUUAUAA
This is a messenger RNA of Belonocnema kinseyi, 1056 nucleotides long. RefSeq names its product protein transport protein Sec61 subunit beta (gene Sec61beta). The record is from RefSeq and is a predicted model, not a curated record. The coding region runs from base 286 to 573 and encodes 95 amino acids. Gene Ontology annotation, biological process: intracellular protein transport. Gene Ontology annotation, cellular component: Sec61 translocon complex. Lineage: Eukaryota; Metazoa; Arthropoda; Insecta; Hymenoptera; Cynipidae. The transcript has 3 exons.